Debaryomyces fabryi is the source of this 1266-nucleotide messenger RNA. RefSeq lists its product as uncharacterized. The transcript has a single exon. Lineage: Eukaryota; Fungi; Ascomycota; Pichiomycetes; Serinales; Debaryomycetaceae. The record is from RefSeq and is a predicted model, not a curated record. Gene Ontology annotation, molecular function: protein binding. Bases 1 to 1266 code for a protein of 421 amino acids.
AUGGGGGCGAGUUUUAACGAAAAGGAUGAUGUUAAGAGACGAGAUACAGAAUAUGAAGAAUUUGAAAGCGAACCUACGUUUGUUGAUGAAGAACCAGAAGAGGAAGCGGAAUAUCAAAAUAAGUUUCGAAAGACCAUACCGCCCAGUAGUCCACUCUUGGACCAUAAUAUGGCUUCAGAAUUUGAUUUGUCCACGAAUACCACUACAAAUUAUGAAGUGCCGGAUUCACCAACACAUAUAUUCCCUAGUGAAAAUAACACCAGACACGAUUAUAUAAAUGAAAUACCUGAGAUAAAACGUACCAUAAUAUCACGAAAUCAACCAUCUUUAAGCUCUGAUGCAGAUUUUGGUAUAGACAGAUUUAAUAGGUUUAUAAAUACUUCUAACCAAUGUCCGUCAACCGAUAGAGAUUUUUUACAAGAUUCUGAAGAGUAUUUGCAAAUGCAAAAAAAGAUUCAGAAUAGGGCUAGAGAUAUAGUUAUAGAUGCAUUUGAAAACAUUGAAACCACAAUAAACUUAGAGGGCAUGGGCUUACAAGAUAUCCCUGACGAAAUUAAGGAUUUUGACAAUUUGGUGAUAUUUAAUCCUGAGCCAACAACGCAAAUCUCAUACCAGUUAUACCUAACUAACAACAGCAUAAGAUACUUAACUCCUUCGUUAUUCAAAUUUACUAAAUUGAAUGUCUUGGGAUUACGUCGAAAUAAAUUGAAGACAAUUCCCCCUCUUAUUGGCAACUUACAACAUCUAACAGAUUUGUCAUUAGGCACAAAUAGACUAGAAUAUUUACCUCCACAAAUAUUGGACUUAUAUAACUUGCAAACUUUUAGAGCAGGUCCUAAUCCAUUUAUCCAAAUUCCAGAAGAUUCUAUUCCAAUAACUACUUCUACUCUCAACCCAGUUAAAUUGCUCAAGUAUGUUUCUCGUGUUCGAUAUUUUGGCAAUCUGAAAAAGUUCAUACCUUCGUUGAAAACGCACUGCUUAAACACUAUUGCUAAGUAUGACGUUUCCUACCAAGAGACCAAGAGUUGGAAAAGGUCCACUCCUAAAAUUCAUCAUAGCUUGAUUGCAAAGGCUAUAUCGAAAGGAAAGUACGAAGAACGGUGCAGUGAAUGUGACUUUAUAAUAGUAGAACCGUUUGCAGAAGCCUUUGAAUGGUGGGACAUCCUUCAAAAUAAGGAUGUUCCAAUAAAGAGAGAAUUUUGCAGUGGGAAAUGUGUGAAGCAAUGGGAGUUAAAGGUCCUCAUUAGUACAAAUAAGGAUGAUUGA